UGUUCAAGUAUUGGUGGGCACUUUAAUGACGAUAGACAAAAAAAAAAUAUAAAAAACGAACGACUUCAUAACUUGUAUAUAAACCCACAGAAAAUUGAACUAUUUUUUAAACACUUACUCACCAUCACUACAGUCACUGAUUAUUGGUGCCGCCAAACUUUCUCUGGAAUCAUACUAACUAAAAGCAAUCAAAAAUGAACGCCGCAAUAACGACAUCAAUUGUUUUACUACUGGUGACUUGGGGACAGUGUUGUUCACAUGGAGGCAAAAAUCAAAAAGAGAUAACAGGGCGUGUAGAUGAUCGCGCCUUGUCUAGCGCCGUCGUACUGAUUCUCAAAGAAGUUGAUUGGCCCGUAGAUACAACUUACGCGGACGAAAAAGAAUAUUACGGAUCUAUUGUCCAUCCGAAAGCAGUUCUCGUAUUGUCACAUCCGGAAUUUUUACUCGCACCCAACCAAUAUACAGCUAUUGGAGGUUGUCCUCAAGUAUUGAAUAUCGACAAUAAUUCAAAUUUGGAAGAAUGCCAACGGAAAUCAAUUUCAAGAGUAGCUCCGACCGGUUCUACUAGAUUACAGACAUCAAUGAUCUUGAUUCUUAAAGAAAAAUUCACAAUGAAUGAUAAAAUCAAUGUUAUUAGUUUGGCCAAAAGUGCAAAAGAAGUAAAUUCCAAAAAUUGUUACGCUUUUGCCACGACAUAUUUAUUCAAUGACAAAGAUACCCAUCUUGAUUAUAACGCUUUAUUGAUGGCCGUUUACAAGGUAAACCACACCGAGGACACAGUUCUUUUGCAUCAAAGUAACGAUGGUGAUUUCGUUCACGUCCAUGGUGGUAAUUUGGGUUACCAACAUUCAGCAAUAAGAGUGCGGAACGUAAGAUCAUCUCCGAUUGUAUGUGAACGCACUGAUGCACCCAACGCCCAAGGACUUAUUUCUGUUUCACAAAUUGGAUUCCUAAAUAUGGAUUUGUGGAUUGCCGACGCAAAAGAUGAAAUGGAUGUUGAAGUAGAAGAAUCAUCUAAAAAAAUAUAUACUGACGUGCCUAAAAUUAAUGAGGUCGUCAGUCAAAUCAACUAAACUCCAAAUUAAAAAAAAAAAAAAAUGUUAGUAGCCUACGCGGUUUCUGGUGUUGGAUUUAUUGGUAUUAUAUUUAACUCCGAAUGCGAUGUUACUACAGCAUUCAUGGUGUCACUUUUCGUUCUUGUAUUAAUCGACACUUAAAGUGAAUUACAAAUUCAAUGCAAUUUAUGAAUCAAAAUAUGGUUACACUAGAAAUAAAAAUGAAGCACUAGAGUAAGUCGAUUUUAACACCAUUUGUUUAAACAGUACAGUAAAAUAAAUUUUUGAAUUCUAUCGAAUUAUCCGUUCAUUUCAUACUUUAUCGAUAUAU
Messenger RNA from Microplitis mediator, 1386 nucleotides. RefSeq lists its product as uncharacterized. The transcript is spliced from 6 exons. The record is from RefSeq and is a predicted model, not a curated record. Lineage: Eukaryota; Metazoa; Arthropoda; Insecta; Hymenoptera; Braconidae. Bases 195 to 1073 code for a protein of 292 amino acids.